Rotaria socialis is the source of this 822-nucleotide messenger RNA. The record is from the annotation of a GenBank genome assembly. Lineage: Eukaryota; Metazoa; Rotifera; Eurotatoria; Philodinida; Philodinidae.
AUGGCCGAAGGAGAUUAUAAAAUCCCAUCGCGCAGUGGUUAUCGUGAUCGGAUGCAGCAAUCAGAGCAACAAGGUGGCAAUCCGUUGGUCAAUGAAGAAGAAUUAGCAAGUAAAGCACUGCAUAUCCAAUCAAAACGUUUCUAUUUGGACGUUAAACAAAAUCAACGUGGUCGAUUUUUAAAAAUAGCUGAAGUUAGCUCCGGUGGUCGUAAAACUCGUAUAUUAAUGUCAAUGAAUGUUGCACGUGAAUUACGCGAGCAUUUACAAACCUUCGAUGAAUACAUUCGUACAUUAGGCGAACAAAUGAUGAAUGCAGAUCAACUUCGAUCAGCUGUUAUAUCGCGUGACGAUCGAAAAUAUUACCUUGAUUUGAAGGAAAACGAGCGUGGAAGAUUUUUACGUAUUUCUAUGGUUGGCAUUCAUACACCCCGAACACAAAUUGCCAUACCAGCACAAGGUGUAGGAGAACUCUGCACAACCUUAGCAAGUCUUGUUGAAGAAUUUGGAAAUGAUGAUGAUGAUGAUCAUGACAGUAUCGAAUCGUUACCUGCAAUACAACCUGCACAAUUACCGGAAAGUAAAUAUCUGCAUGUUGGUAAUAAAAAUUUCUACUUUGAUUGUGGCUCAAAUGAUCGCGGCAUUUUCUUACGCAUAGCGGAAGUUCGUCCUAAUUUCCGAACAGCAAUUACAAUACCAGAAAAGGUUUGGUCUCACUUUCGGGAUAACAUCAAUGAAUUUAUUCUUACAAUGAAUAAUGAACGUCGUAGUUCGUUGAAUACUGGUGAAGAUUCGCCCAGCGGUGCAGACAAAGAGACACAAUAA